AUGGAGGAACGCAUGAGAGCACACAAGCGAGGAGAUUGCGCCAUUCUUGGCAGGAUGAAGCGAAGGCAGGACGCAGUAUCUGGAAGGGCGGUAGGUGAUUUGCGUUUUGAGGUAGGAUCUGAGCAGCAUGCUUAUUGUCGACAGGCUAACUCGCUAUCGGUGGGCAGUGAUGCGAGGAUGUCGAAGAUAGAAGGCCCCCGAGCGGCUUGGUCUAAUGAAGAGAAAAACAGAAUCAAAUGUCGGAAAUGUCAGAAGUUUGAAAUGGAAUUUAACAAGGAAAAGCAAACUCUAAAAUCAUUGGCGAAAAGGUUUGCGAUAAUGCGUGCACGUGAAGAUAUAUGCAAAAAGAAGAAGAACAAACAGAUGAAAGCAAUGUAA
Messenger RNA from Amoebophrya sp. A25, 378 nucleotides. The record is from the annotation of a GenBank genome assembly. Lineage: Eukaryota; Dinophyceae; Syndiniales; Amoebophryaceae.